Molecule: messenger RNA, 5519 nt
Organism: Orcinus orca (killer whale)
Lineage: Eukaryota; Metazoa; Chordata; Mammalia; Artiodactyla; Delphinidae
Gene: WDR73
Product: WD repeat domain 73
Exons: 8
Coding region: 2010-3155 (381 amino acids)
Biological process (GO): cytoplasmic microtubule organization
Cellular component (GO): cytosol; spindle pole
Molecular function (GO): protein binding
Source: RefSeq, a predicted model, not a curated record
AAGACGUUCCCCUCACCCAUUGCCCAGUCUAAAGUCACAGCCUGGGAUUAUCCAGCAGGACCUUCCCCUACCUCCACCCCAGUCUACACAGACUUGCCCCACCCCAGCUGUCCACCUUUGCUGUGCCCUGUAUGUGCCUGUUGGGACCCUGAGGCUCAGAGAAGGGAUGAAAAGAGUUAGUCAGCAGCUAACACAGAGUCUAGACCUUGUUCACCUUGACCAGUGCUCUUCCCAGUCUCUCGUCUGCCUCAGUGACCAGUGGCAGGGUUUCUCAACGCCAGCACUUGAUAUUCUGGGCUGGACAAUUCUCUGUUGUGGGAGUUGUCCUGUGCAUUGUAGGACGCUUAGCUGUGUCCCUCGUCUCUAUCCACUAGAGUAUGGAUAGAUACUGUUAGGACAACCAAAAAUGCCUCCAGACAUUGCCAGAGGUCCUCUGGGGAGGGGACAGGGGAGGGAGCCAAAAUCACCCUGGGUUGUAAACCACUGACCUAUGGGGUUCAAGGCCCCAGAGUUGAAGCCAAGCCAGCUUUCAUCUCCAGCCUGGCAGAGGGGCAACUCCUCCAUUCUCUGUCCCUGGCGCUGUCCCCAUCCCACACCACCUUCCCUGGUACUUCGUUGCUAUGUGAAGAAGGCAGUGUAAUGUGGUAGAAUGGGGGCUCUGGUGACAGCAUGCUGGGUUCAUAAGCUAGCUACUUAGUAGCUGUGUGACCUUAGAAAUGUCAUUUAACCUCUCCAAGCCUCAUCUUCUUCAUCCAUAAAAUGGGAACAGUAGUGCCCCUCUCCUCUUAAAUGAGACCAUUUGUGUCACAUGCUGAGCAUGAUGCCUAAUGCAUAGAAAGCACUUAGUAAACAGGAGCUGUUGCCAGUCUGUGAGCUUCCUGGCAGCACCAGUGGCUGACUUAACUUUGUGUCCCCCACCAUGCCUAGCAUAUAAUAUGUACAUCUUGAAAGAAGGGAGGGGCAUUCCCUACAAAAGGUUCAUCCCCAGCCCCAUGGGGAACUAAGAUCCCACAUGCCGCGCAGUGUGGCCAAAAAAAAAAAAAAAGAACCACCAGCCUCUGGAGACCUCAGAUGUAAGGGCCAGGUGCUCGGGCUGGCUGAGUCUGAAGGCAGACAAUGUCCCCUCCGGGGCCACUGGUCUCGAAGGCCUGAAACAUGAAGACCAACUAGAGAAUCUCAGAGGAAGCAGUACUUAGCCCUAGGGGGUGGGACUUCAGAAGUGAGGUCUUGGGCAGAGCUGGAGGUGGGGAAGUAAAAACACUGUCCGGCCCAGGGCCAGGCAUGGUACUUGGACUUUACUUCUAUGAUCUCCUUUGACUGUCAUGACCACUCUGUGAGGUUGAGGCUGUUAUUCUGAGAAAACCACUACUCUGACCCCUCCCAGGCCCUUCAGGGAGAAAGGCACUGGGGGCCUGCCCCUGCCUACCUCUGUGGAUGCCUAGCACUUAGGAAUGGCAGGAUGCCCCUAUCUUAUCGUAUAAGAUAUCCUAAAUAUUGCAUGGACAUACUUAAACGAAAAAAAUUAUUCGUUGUUUACCUAAAAUUGGAAUUUAACCGGGCGUCCUGUAUUUUAUCUGGCCUUUUCCUCUGAUCUGCAAAUACCCGGUCAUAAAACGAGGGUGUAUUUGGUCCCUCAGGCCCCGCCCGGAACUGACAUCCUGGGAAUCCCUGAAUUUUCGUCUUGUUUCCAGCAGAGUUUAUCCGGAGAAUCCCGCACAUAGCUAGCUAAGGGUACCGCAGGUCCGCGGCGGCGCUAAGGGACCUCUAAGGCCCCGCCCCCGCGUCAGACCAGGCCGCGCCGCACUCCUCGCGAGAGGGCCGCUCUUGCCCAGGAAGGUUCAGAGGCGGAAGUGGAGUACCGGAAGCGACAGUUGCCAUGGAGCCCGCGGAGGACUGGCUGGUGGAAUCCUUGCGCUUGUAAAUCGUGUGGGCUUGGGACGUGGAAUCCGGGUGUGGAGCUGGCUUGGGGGCGGACGGGCGCGGCAUGGAGCACGCAGGAAACCCGCGGCAUGUGGGGCGGGACCUGUACGGAGGACUCCACCUGGGCCUCGACUCCCGCAGCUGGGAAAUGGCACCUUCCUGUGUACCAGGAUUUCCAUGCAUUCGACCUCUCGGGAGCCACUCGAGUCCUUGAAUGGAUUGGUGACAAAGGAAUCUUGGUUGCUGGCUAUGAACGCCUGAAAAAAAAUGAGAUUCUUCAUCUGAUAUUACCUCUCAGACUUUCUGUAAAAGAAAACCAGGGCUUAUUCCCUGAAAGAGAUUUCAAGGUACGCCAUGGAGGAUUUUCAGACAGGUCUGUCUUUGAUCUGAAGUAUGUGCCAGACACCAGGUUGCUGGUGACCAGUGGCCUUCCCGGUUGUUACCUGCAGGUGUGGCAGGUUGCGGAGGACAGCGAUGUCAUUAAGGCUGUCAGCACCAUUGAUGUGCACGAGAAGGAGGGGCGUCUCUGGCCCAGGAUGGCCAUCUUCUCGUCGGCGGCGCCCGGAGUCCUCCACGGGGCCAGGCUCAGCAGUCUGAAGGUGGUGGAUCUGGAAUCACAGAAGACCACCUACAGCUCAGGUGUCAGUGACGACGAGUUGCUGAGUAGCCUGCAGGUCCUGGAUGCAGACACCUUUGCCUUCUGCUGCACCUCGGGCCGCCUGGGGCUUGUCGACACCCGCCAGAAGUGGACCCCGUCAGAGAACCUCAGGCCCGGCUCUGGGUCCGCUGGAGGGAGGUGGUGUGCAGAAGCUGGGGGCCGGGGCCCUGGGCCCAGCAUUGCCAGCCUUGGCUCGGACGGGCAGCUCUGUCUUCUUGACCCCCGGGAUCUCUGCCAGCCGGUGAGCUUGGUCCAGUGCCCAGUGUCCAUGCCUAGCCCUGACCCAGAGCUGCUGCGAGUGACUUGGGCUCCAGGCCUGGACAACUGCUUGGCCAUUUCAGGUUUUGAUGGGACGGUCCAGGUCUAUGACGUCACGUCUUGGGGUGGAAUGGGGCGCCAAGUAGAACCUCUCUUCACUCACAAAGGUCACAUCUUCCUAGACGGCAAUGGGAUGGACACUGCUCCACUGGUCACCACCCACACCUGGCACCCCUGCAAACCGAGGACUUUGUUGUCUGCAGCAAGUGAUGCCUCUCUGCACGUAUGGGACUGGGUGGACCUCCAUGCUGCCCGCUGACUCCAGCAUCUUUCUGCCCAGGCCCUAGGAAGCUGCUGUGUAGCAAGGAUAUUGAUUCAAGAUUCAAGUGACCACAGAGCCCUGUUACCAGCUGAGUGGCUGUGGGCAAGUUAACCAGCCCCUCAGUCCCAGUUUCUUUAUUUGUAGAAUGAGACUGGUAAUAACUACCUGGUAGGACUGUUGGGAAAGUUAGAAGUAACAUAUUUAAAACUAACUGGUAAGGGGACUUCCCUGGUGGCACAGUGGUUAAGACUCCGCGCUCCCAAUGCAGGGGGCCCGGGUUCAAUCCCUGGUCAGGGAACUAGAUUCCACAUGCAUGCUGCAACUAAGAGUUCGCAUGCCACAACUAAGGAGCCUGCCUGCCGCAACUAAGGAGCCCAUGUGCUGCAACUAAGGCUCCUGCGAGCCACAACUAAGGAGCCCACCUGCUGCAACUAAGACCCAGCACAACCAAAUAAAUAAUAAAAAAUAAUAAUAAUAACUGGUAGGAUUCAUGGCACAAUAAAGAUUUCGUAGCUACUCUUAGAUCUGGGAGCCCCAUUUCCCCCAAGUGUAAAAUGGCAGCGUUUUACCCCUGUCUGCAUUCACAACAUCAUGGAAUCUGAAGAGCCAACGAAUGUAAACAGGUUCUGUGAACUUUUCUACAGAAGUGAAAAUGUAUAGUGACAGAUAAUCAUGAAAAAAGUCAACCCCAGUAGCAAUUAAGGAAAUAGCAAUUAAAAUAAGGUUAUGCCAUUUUUAUCUACUAAAUUGCCAAAUUUUAAAACAUUUUUGCCUUGAACAGCUGUUAGAGGUUACAUGGUACACAAUUCAGAAGGUACAGAGGAGCAUCUUAGUUCUUUGGGGGCAGCUGUUUUUAAAGGUGGUAACAGCCAGGGUGGGGAGCUAGGCAUUCUCAUCAGUACCACCUGCAGCUGGCAUUCAGGCAGAGACUGGCCACCCUCCUCUUGGGCGGUUCUCACUGGAACACGGCCUUCACCAGGGUGAUGCUUUCCAACCCCUGCCCCCCAGGGGAGUAGGCCCAAAGGACAUUUCUUUUUGGUGGCCCGUAGCAAAUAUGAAAGUGUACCUGCAUGUGAUUCCUCACUGUCACAUUUGUUAAAGGAUUUUCAGCAAUUUUCUUGUUGAAAUUAUGUGAUUACUAGUCAGUUUGGGCUCUGAUUUUUUUUUAAAGUAGCUUUAUUGAGACAUAAUUCACAUACCAUACAAUUCAACCAUUUAAAAUGUACAAUUUAAUGGGUUUUGGUAUACUACUUUAUUAGUUUUUAAAGAUUAUGGUAAAAUAUAUCUAACAAUUUGCCAUUUUCCCCAUUUUUAAGUGUACAACUCAGUGGCAUUAAUUACAUUCACAAUGUUGCAUGACCAGCACCACUAUUUGUUUCCAAAACUUUUCAUCACCCCAAACAAACUGACUAUUGUGGGCUCUGGUUUUUUGGCUCUCAGCUGGGCUCCUAUAACAAAAUGCCACAGACUGGGGUCUAAAACAACAGAGAUUUCCUUCUCACAGUUCAGGAGGCUGGGAAGUCCAAUAUCAAGGUGCGGGCUAGGUGGGUUUCAUCCUGAGGCCUCUUCUCUUAGCUUGUAGGUGGCCACCAUCUUGCUGUGUGCUCACAUGACCUCUUCUCUGUGCUCCUGCAGAGAAAGCCCUGGUCUCUGUUCCUCUUCUUAUGACACCAGUCCUUUCAGAUUAGAGCCUCACCCUUAUGACAUCACUUAACCUUAAUUACCUCUUAAAAGCUCUAUCUCCAAAUACAGUUACAUUGGGGGUUAUGGGGGUGGGAGGGGGUAUAAUUUGACCCAUAGCAUUUAGGAAUUAUUUUGAAGUAAGAAAAACCUAAUAAUUUUUCCAAUGAAAUGAUUUUUUUAAUUUAACAAAUGUAAUGAAUGAGCAUUACGUUUUUUUUUUGUUUUUUUUUUUCUGUAUGCGGGCCUCUCACUGUUGUGGCCUCUCCCGUUGCGGAGCACAGGCUCCGGACGCACAGGCUCAGCAGCCAUGGCUCACGGGCCCAGCCGCUCCGCGGCAUGUGGGAUCUUCCCGGACUGGGGCACGAACCCGUGUUUCCUGCAUCGGCAGGCGGACUCUCAACCACUGCGCCACCAGGGAAGCCCGAGCAUUACAUUUUGGAGAGAUGUAAUUAAACAAUUUCAGACUCAAGAUGUGAUCCUUCUUACCAUCGUCUGGAGUCUUCUUUCUAAUCCUUUUCUUCCCCUCCAUUGCCCCAUGAGAACUGAUUCUAUAGAUUCAUUUCCAGAAAAAGGUAAUUCUUUGCUGUGCGCCAUUUCGGCUUAAGCUUAACAGGAACGCUCUGCUUUCAGAUAGAAGAGGAAACCUAUAUGACAAAUCAGGGAUUUUUUUUUUUUCAA